AUGAAGCUGAUAAUGAUUAAAAUAUUUGUGAUAUUUGCUGUAAUCUCAACAAUCCUAGCAGCUCCGCACAGCCACUCAUCGAACUCAAAUGAAACUGACUCUCACUCAAGUGAGGAGGAUCUAUUCACACCGACAACCAAAAAGCCACUCAAAAAAUGGUUUAAGGAACUGAACAAGUACAUUAAAGCGGCCCCAACGCGAAGUCAAAUCUCAAAAUUAACCAGAAAUGUCGAUCACAAUUGCGUCAAACAGAAACUUAACAUGACUGAGAAUGGCCAAAAAAAUAUCAAUUUUGCUCAAGCUGUCGUGACUGUUGGAAUUGCGUACCUUAAGUGCUUUGAUAAGUCUGAAAAUGCAGCAAUCGGCAAAGCUAUUAUCGACUUCCUGGAACUCUACAAAAGUACAAAUUUUAACAAGUACGGCGACUGUUACUUAAAUGAAUUGAAAAAGUUGGAACCGACUUCACUGCUUGUCGAGAACUUUGAAGCUGAAGACAUGGAACUGACUAAGGAGCAAUGCUACAAGCAUUUAGGUGAGAAUGAAUAUGAAGCAUCGAUGAAGAACCUGGAAAUAUAUUCGGGAGAUUUAGCAACAUUUUCAUGCGGAAACUUCAAAAGUGACGAUUUUAAACUUUUUGGAAUGAAACUUGUCAUCUUAAGUCACGAGGAGGAUGAGGAACUGAAGGAAUCAGAAAUUAACAAUUUGAAGGAAGCUGUUGGAACUAAAGUGAAUAAGAUUUUUGAUUGUGUCAUGGAAAAUAUGUAA
Molecule: messenger RNA, 765 nt
Organism: Chironomus riparius
Lineage: Eukaryota; Metazoa; Arthropoda; Insecta; Diptera; Chironomidae
Source: the annotation of a GenBank genome assembly